UGAUAAUUAUGUUUUUAUGAUAAAUGAUCAUAAUCCAAUCAUUUUUUGUCUUAAAUUUUUUUUUUUAGUAAAUUUUUUUUAGAGGGGGGUGGCCAUAGGUCGGGUCCUGUCAACGUAACUGCUGCCUGUGACAUAUACAAAACCAUACAGCAGUAGAUAUAAAUACAAGAUAUACUGAUAUAUCUAGUUAACCAUGAAAGGAAAACGACAGAAGAAUAGGAAGAAAAGUUUACUUUUUUACAAGAACUUUUUCAACUACCACCCCCCAUACAGUGUUCUGAUUGAUGGAACAUUUUGCAAGGCGGCACUAUCGUUUAAAAUCAACAUCAGAGACCAGUUACCAAAGUACUUGGAUGCUGAAGUGAAAUACUACACCACAGGAUGUGUGCUUGCUGAGUGUGAAGCGUUAGGUACGCUCCUAUAUGGGCCUCUGAAGGUUCUACAGCAGUUUGAGGUAUUUCGGUGUUGUCAUGAUCCACCCCGUCCUGCCACCCACUGUAUAGCAGCCGUGAUGAGAAGAAACAAACACAAGUUCUUCAUUGCUACCCAGGAUUCAGAAUUCACAGAAAAGAUCCGAGCAAAAUCCGGUGUUCCAUUGUUGUUUAUUGCCUUUAACACCAUAUUGCUGCAGUCCCCAGCAGAAAUGUCUAAAACUGUUGCUCAUGAUAAACUUGACAAAAACCUAGCUCCUUCCGAAUACGCUAUGGAGAGAAUAAAGGAGUUGAAACGGGAAACAUUUGGAGAAGUGGAGGAAAGUGUUGUAAAGAAGAAAAAGAAAACAAAAGGAAUAAAUCCGUUGGCUUGUAAAAAGAAAAAGAAAAGAACUGCUGAAGAAAUGAAUGAAUUAAAAAAGAAGAAAAAACAGAAAAAGAAAGUUAAAAAAACAAAAGUGACUCUAGAAAGUUUAGAUUCUGUCUAGUGAAAGAUAAAUUUAGUUUCCGUUUUGUCAUGUUUUUGUGAUCUGUUGCUCUAAUCAGAACCCCUUGGCCAUUUUCCAUCGAAAACAACCUCAGAUGUAUGCUGGUACAUCAGUUGAAGAUGUAAAAUUUUAAUUAAUAGUAUUAAUUGUAAUGUAUAUUGUAUUACUGAGUUUAAACUGAUUGCCCGUGAGGUGUUUAUUGCAUAAAUAAUUAAGAUUCCCAAGACUUGAAGAGUGAAGGCAUUAAGUUUAACUGCUAAAUUAAAAUAACUACGCGAUAUAUUUGCAGCAUAGUUAAAUGGAAAGAUUCUUGACAUAGUAAACUGUCCAUAUACAUCUUAGGUUGUUUUUGAUGGAAAAUGGCCGAGGUGUUCCGAAUGCGGUUGCUCAUAUCACUACAUUCUUUCCAAUUGACUUUCAUUUUGUAUGUUGAUGAUGACUAUUAUAAAAUGUUGAAAUAGAUGAAACUUUUUUUAUGUUAUCACCAUAUCGUUGUUAUUAAAAAUGAUAAAAUAAUGUUAAGCAUAUGGAGGAAUUGUACAUGUAUGAAUGUAUAAGUGUAAAAUAACAAGCUUUAUAUCUUAA
Mya arenaria is the source of this 1504-nucleotide messenger RNA. Its product is annotated as rRNA-processing protein UTP23 homolog. Bases 194 to 919 code for a protein of 241 amino acids. Gene Ontology annotation, cellular component: small-subunit processome; nucleolus. The transcript has 4 exons. Gene Ontology annotation, molecular function: small ribosomal subunit rRNA binding. Lineage: Eukaryota; Metazoa; Mollusca; Bivalvia; Myida; Myidae. The record is from RefSeq and is a predicted model, not a curated record.